Molecule: messenger RNA, 399 nt
Organism: Knipowitschia caucasica
Lineage: Eukaryota; Metazoa; Chordata; Actinopteri; Gobiiformes; Gobiidae
Source: the annotation of a GenBank genome assembly
AUGCUGGCUGAUAAUCUCCCGUUCGAUGACUUUGCACAUAAGCUGAGUGUUAUUGUGUUAGCGCUGGCCUACACACCAGAUGUCCAGGAGUUGUUUCUCGUCUCACAGGGAGGAGAGGCAGUGGGCGUUGGGAGUGUGGGUGGUUCCAGCAGAUCUCUGGCCUAUAUUCUGUCUCUGAGCGUCUUGUCUCCAGGGCCCAUGCAGGAGACUGUGUUCGACUUCUGGCGGAUGGUCUGGCAGGAGAAUACCGCGGCUAUCGUCAUGGUGACCAACCUGGUGGAGGUGGGGCGGGUGAGUGCCGGCAUCUGUCCUGGCAGCACAUCUGUCCCAGGAUCAGUCAUGUCACACGGGAUUACACCAAACACACGGGCGAUCAAAGCAACACCUGUUGGAUUGUAG